Lacerta agilis (Sand lizard) is the source of this 3329-nucleotide messenger RNA. RefSeq names its product SH2B adaptor protein 1 (gene SH2B1). Gene Ontology annotation, biological process: intracellular signal transduction. The transcript is spliced from 10 exons. The record is from RefSeq and is a predicted model, not a curated record. Lineage: Eukaryota; Metazoa; Chordata; Lepidosauria; Squamata; Lacertidae. Gene Ontology annotation, cellular component: plasma membrane. The coding region runs from base 259 to 2355 and encodes 698 amino acids. Gene Ontology annotation, molecular function: transmembrane receptor protein tyrosine kinase adaptor activity.
GGAAGAAAAUAAAGUCACCUGACCGAGAGGAAACCCGGAGGGGGAAGUGACGUGCGGCAGACAGGGAGAAAGACGGGGACAGACAAACCCUUCCUCCUGGAAGGGAUCCGAGGCCGAGAUGUGCCUUGCAUUCAUGGAAUGUCACAUUCAGAGGAAUCAGCAUAUUGGAAUAGGCAAACUGAAUAGCAUUUACCCUCAGUUUAAAUAUCAGAUGCAGCUGCAGGGAAGAGCAAUUGGAAAAAAUAACAGGUACUGGAAAUGGUACUAAAGUCACUUGAUCUUUUCCAACAUGGUCACAAGGCCACUAGUUGCAACAGCGGCCCAGUCCUGGCGCUGGGUUUGUUGUUACCCGGCCCCACCCGGGCAGUCAUGAACGGGAGUGCAGUGCCCCUGUCGCCAACUGGGGGAGGGAUGGUGGGGGAACCCGCCUCUCUUCCCUCUCCGGGUUGGCGGGAAUUCUGCGAGGCUCACGCUCGCGCUGCCGCGGUGGACUUUGCCCGCCGCUUUCGGGCCUUCCUGGGUGAGAACCCCCAGUUUGCCACGCCAGGAGCUGAAGCUGCCUUCUCUCGCCGUUUUGCCGAGCACUUCCUGGAACACUUCGAGGCGGAGGUGAGCCGGGCCUAUGCCAGCGACUCGCCGCCCCGGUGCGACAUCGCCCCCUUCACCGGCUGCUCCUCCGCGCGUGACCUCUCCGAGACGUGCAGCGACUCCUCCGUGGCCUCCCCUGUGGAGCCUCCCCUGGGGCCGCCCUCUGGCCUCUCAAGCAGCCAGUCUCGUAGCUCCGAAGACGUUUCCACCGCAACAGCCGUGACGGCCACCAAACCAAAGCUGAAGAAGCGCUUCUCCCUGCGCAACGUGAGCCGCAGUGUACGGGGCAGCGUCCGGGGCAUCCUGCAGUGGAAGACCUCGGCCGAGUCGCCCCCUGGCAGCGCGGAUGGGGUGACCACCGGAGCCAACAGCAAUUCCAACUCUUCAGGGGGUGGUGACUCCGAGCGCUGGACUCACCGCUUCGAACGCCUGCGGCUCAACAAAGCCUCCCCAGCCACCCUCCGCGUAGAACUGGCCAGCGUGCGGCGCGAGGGCCUGCUGAACUACAUUGUGGCCGACGACGGGGCAGGCGGGGGCAGCCGGACACGCUGGCAGAAAUGCCGCCUUCUCCUGCGCAAAGCAAGGAAGGGGGAGGGGGAGGGUUACCUCUUGGAGUUCUACAUCCCACCAAAGGCAUCCAAGCCGCGGGUCAGCAUCGCCUGCUCUUGUGUAGUGGACGUGCGGACAACGACCCCCUUGGAAAUGCCAGACAAAGAGAACACCUUUGUGCUCAAGCUGUCAAGCUCCUUGGAGUACAUCCUUGAGACGGUUGACUCGCUGCAGAUGCGUUCCUGGUUGGCUGACAUUCAGGAAUGCAUGGGCCUCAGAGAGAGCACUGAUAGCCUGGAACAGCCGUGUAUGAACCACUCGGAGAGCAUGCCCAGCCGCGAGCUUCCCAUGGUGCCGAGUGAGAGCAGCGAUCAGCUCAGCCAAGGUGCCUAUGGCGGACUGAUGGAACGCCCCUCAGCCUCCAUGUCCCCCAGCUCCGUCUCCAUUGCUGCCUCCCACUUUGACUCAAUGGAGCUGCUGCCUCCUGAGCUGCCACCUCGAGUGCCGAUUGACGAAGGGCCGUUUCCCAUGGGGCUCCUCCACACGACCUUCCCUGAAACCCCGGACACCACAGGUUCCUUCCUUUUCCAAGGGGAGCCCGACCCAGGCGGGGGAAGCCUUGGCGAGACAGACCACCCUCUUUCCGAAUACCCCUGGUUCCACGGCACCCUGUCCCGCCUCAAAGCGGCCCAGCUGGUGUUGGCAGGGGGAGCCAGCAGCCACGGCGUUUUCUUAGUGCGGCAGAGUGAGACACGGCGCGGGGAAUACGUCCUGACCUUUAACUUUCAGGGGAAGGCGAAGCACCUGCGCCUCUCCCUUAACGAAGACGGGCAAUGUCGGGUACAGCACCUCUGGUUCCAGACCAUCUUUGACAUGCUGGAGCACUUCCGGGUCCACCCCAUCCCCCUCGAGUCGGGCGGCUCCAGCGACGUGACGCUCGUCAGCUACGUGGUUGCUUCGCAGAGGCUGCACGAACCGAACACCUCUCGUAACCUGCCGCCGCCUCCGCUCCCCCCAGCUCGGCCGCCUCUCGCUCCCCCUGACCGCGGAUUGCCAGAGUCUGAGGAGCAGGCAGAGGAGGAGGGCCAGAUGGUGGAGCCAGAGGUGGACGAGGCAGCGGCCACAAGAGGAGGAGGAGGAGGAGGAGGAUCCCUUCCCCUCCCGGAGGAAUCAGAAGGACGAGCCCGGGCUGUGAACAACCAGUACUCGUUUGUCUGAGCCCCGUGAAUAUGAGCCAGAGAAGGACACGAGCCCUUCUGGUGCCCAUCGCCGGGGGAGACCUGGCCUUGGCCCACGGGUGCAAGAUGGGCUCGAAUACCCAAAAGACUUCUAUGCUUCCCUCUGUAACCUUUGGGGGGUGAGGACUGGCCUUGCCCCCACAGUCCCAUUCUCCCCCACCCCAUCGCCCCAUUCCCUUGGGUAUGGAGCAAACCCCACUUCUGCUUGCCCCGAAAACAUAGGUACGAGACCUUCCUCCUGGUUUCGUGAUCCCAACUUGCGACAGAUUGGUACGCACUACUUCUAGCCCCGUCUUGGGUACUAAGGAAACGGGCCUGCUCUUUCUCCUCUUCCCUUCCUCCUCCUCCUCCUGCCCCUGUGCCCAAAUCUCUGCAGUUGGGCAGGAGUAAUAGCUCACUGUAAACACUACAUGGAGGGGUGGGUGGGAGUGGGGUGGUCUGCCCUUCUGACUCCAGACACAGUCUUUUGCACCCCUGCCCUUCUUUGCUGAAUGUAUGGAGUCUCCGAAUGUAACGUCCUCGUCCUCCCCAUCUCCUCUCUUGGGGCGAUGGGGAGGGGGAGGCCAGCUCCCUCUUCCCUGGUUGGAAAUAUAUUUAUAUUCUUUCGUCUCUCUCCUUCUUCUUCCCCCUCGCCCUACCCACCCCGGCUUGGGGACUGGCCACGCAUUAUAAAGUCUACACUACCCCAGGUAAAAAUUUAAAAUGUUAUGAAUAUACACCUUUCACAGGUACUGUCCCCUCCUCUUGUUCCUGCUGCACCCCCCCCCCCCACCUUAAGAUUUAUUUUUCUACUGUGGACUAGGUGGACUGCUCAGGCCCUCUCUGUCUCUUCAAUUCUCUCUUUUCUUAAAAUUUGCGCUGAGGUACCGUUUGUUCAUCUGUGUCUUUUUUUUUUUUUGAUUAAUUUUUUUUGGGGGGGAGAGUUUGUAUGAAAAUAAAGGAAAUGUCAUUUUA